This is a messenger RNA of Salvia splendens (bonfire salvia), 2189 nucleotides long. RefSeq names its product UDP-N-acetylglucosamine transferase subunit ALG14. Bases 183 to 887 code for a protein of 234 amino acids. Gene Ontology annotation, molecular function: N-acetylglucosaminyldiphosphodolichol N-acetylglucosaminyltransferase activity. Lineage: Eukaryota; Viridiplantae; Streptophyta; Magnoliopsida; Lamiales; Lamiaceae. The record is from RefSeq and is a predicted model, not a curated record. Gene Ontology annotation, biological process: dolichol-linked oligosaccharide biosynthetic process. Gene Ontology annotation, cellular component: UDP-N-acetylglucosamine transferase complex. The transcript has 7 exons.
GCAAAAUAGGAAGUAUGGAGCUUGAGUAAUAUUGGGGCGUCCCCUGCCUCUCCCACGGCAACGGCUGCCGCCGCUGCAUGCCGCUCUGAAUCUGCGGUUUCUGAUCUCUUUCGCGACAUUUACGAUACACAAUUAUUAGGUGUGAUUUGUUGUUGCAGCUGCGAUACGGCAUAAUUCCUGCGAUGGAGAACGGAAGCAGUUGUUUCAUUCCCAAUGUGGGAUUGCUAAACUUUGCGAUUUUGCUGAUAAUUGCUUCCUCUACCUUGCUUUUGUUCCGGAUUCUGUAUGUUAUAUACCGAAGCAGCAAACAAUUACACAAUAGACCUCCAGGACCUCUGAGUACAUUGAUAGUUCUAGGUUCAGGUGGUCACACUGCAGAGAUGCUGAACCUGUUAGCUGUUAUGCAGAUGGAGAGAUUUAAACCUAGAUGCUAUAUCGCUGCUGCCACUGAUAACAUGAGCCUUCAGAAAGCUCGUGUGAUGGAGGACACCUUGAAGAACAAGGCAGAAGCUGAGACAGUAGGCACUUCAGAUUUUAUGCAAAUUUACCGAAGUCGCGAGGUUGGCCAGUCUUACAUAACUUCAGUUGGCACAACUUUAGCUGCUUUAGCCCAUGCAUUAUGGCUAAUGAUCAAAAUCAGACCUCAAGUGAUUUUGUGCAAUGGGCCUGGGACUUGUAUACCACUAUGUGCCAUUGCUUUUGUUUUCAAGGUUUUUGGGAUUAGGUGGUCGUCCAUUUUCUAUGUUGAGAGUAUUGCUAGAGUCAGAAGGCUAUCUUUGAGCGGGUUGCUCCUUUACAAACUACGGAUGGCUGAUCAAAUAUUUGUGCAGUGGCCACAGCUGAAGAGCAAAUACCCUCGAGCUAAUUAUGUUGGUCGUCUCAUGUAACAUGACUCUUGUUCUUGCUCCUUUUAGGAUAAGUUGAGCACUCGACCUAUCAGCGUGACUCAGAAUCGGCGGUGGUACAGGUUUCCGGUGGUGGAUCCACAUGUCCUUUUUGGGUGGGAUGAUGAUGAACAAGAAAAUGGUGAUAAACAUAAGACAGCGAACCCCACAGAGCCAACAACAAAGCCACAACCUUGACACCACUCAUCUCAUCCUUGAAAACCACAACUGCAACAACCGGCACGACGCCCACACCCACUGCGCUCACCACAUUCCCGAACACAGCCGAGAUCUUAAUAAUCAAAGCCACCAUCCCCACCCCAAACACCUGCCACGCCACUGCCGAACCCACCACCACCGCCGCGUACCCCGCCUUCCCCAUCUCAAACCCCUCAACCUCCCCCUUCAGCUGCCGCCACUCCCCGCUCCCGAAAAGUCCGGACACGAGCACCAGACUCGCCGCCAUCGGCUCAUAGAAAAUCACGUCCAUGAUCUCCUUCACCGUCUGUCGCCUCAGCACUUUCCCGUACGCCAGCUGCUCGGACGACUGCACCAGCGUGUACCCUGCUGCGCCGCCCAGCGUGCACGCGAACCCCGCUGCAUACUUGCCCCUGGGUGCCGCCUCUGUGGCGGCGCCCGGCUGCAGGGCGAGGAGGACGGAGGAGAGAGUGAGGAGGAAAACGGAGUUGAGCGCUGUGGGGCUGAGUUUCUGAGCGUUGAUGAGGUUAGAGAAGAGGGCGUUGAAUCCGAGCUGGGUGGCGCAGAUGAGAGAGAAAGUGGAAAGAGGGAGAUACAUGAGGCCGACGGAAUAUAGCAUGCAAAUGAAUGCAAGAAAUGUGCCGAAACAUGCGUAUAAAACGAGGAGCGCUAGAGUGUGAUCGGAGGAAUGAUCCGAGAAGGUUUGUUUGUUUCUUGAUUUGAUGAUGAAGAUGAAAGGGACAAGUAGCGGGAAGCCGGCGGUCUACACCAGCGCCGCCAUGUAUUUGGAUUUGCCGCCUUUUUCGUAGUAUAAUCUGCCGAGAAGCGUCACUGCUGACUGGCCGGUGAGGACGAGGAGUGAAUAGACCGCCGUUUCCGACCAUUUUUUGUAUUGCAACAUAUUGUUCUUGUUGGAAUUGGCAUUGUUAUCUGUGGAGUUGGAGUCCAUUUCUUGAAUCGGAAUAUCCAUGGAGAAAGUAGAAAUCAAGAAGCUUUGUGUUUUUAUAGGAUUUUUGGCAUUGGGACAAAUUAAAUAGGAAGUGUACGAUGUUUGCUUUGAAUUUGUUCGAUUUUAUUGAUUGGUAUUCAGAAUUAUACUCCCACGUA